Messenger RNA from Penicillium egyptiacum, 2939 nucleotides. The record is from the annotation of a GenBank genome assembly. NCBI's taxonomy places the organism in Eukaryota, Fungi, Ascomycota, Eurotiomycetes, Eurotiales, Aspergillaceae.
GACAUCCCAACCUUGCGGGGCGAUUAAAUAGCCUCGGAAUCAACCUGAAUAGUCGAUACGAACGAGCUGGACAGAUGGACGAUCUCGAAGAGGCGAUCCGACUCUCUCGCCAGGCGGUUGCGGCCACCCCUGAUGGACAUCCGUGUCUUGCGGAGCGAUUGAAUAGCCUUAGUAACAAGCUGGAAAGUCGAUACCAUCGAAGAGGACAAAUGGACGACCUCGAAGAGGCCAUCCAGGUGUCUCGCCAGGCGGUUGCGGCCACACCUUGUGAUCAUCCUGACCUUGCAACGUGGUUCAAUAACCUCGGCAUCAAGCUGGCUAGUCGAUACGAUCAAAUAGGACAAAUGGACGACCUCGAAGAGGCCAUCCAGGUGUCUCGCCAAGCGGUUGCGGCCACACCCUGUGAUCAUCCUGACCUUGCAACGUGGUUCAAUAACCUCGGCAACAACCUGGAAAGUCGAUACGAACGAACAGGACAGAUGGACGACCUCGGAGAGGCCAUCCAGGUGUCUCGCCAGGCGGUUGCGGCCACACCUAGUGAUCAUCCGAAUCUUGCAAAGUGGUUCAAUAACCUCGGCAAUAAACUAGAAAAACGUUACGAACGAAUAGGACAGAUAGAAGACCUCGAAGAGGCUAUCCAGGUGUCUCGCCAGGCGGUUGCGGCCACUCCUGAUAAGCACCCUAAUUUAGCGGGGCGAUUGAAUAACCUCGAAAACAAGCUCGGUCGGCGAUACGAACGAACAGGGCAGAUGGACGACCUCGAAGAGGCGAUCCAGUUCUCUCGCCAGGCGGCUGCGGCCACUCCUAAUGAUCAUCCUGAUCUUACGGUGCGAUUGAAUAACCUCGGAAUCAAUCUGAACAGUCGGUACGAACGAACAGGACAGAUGGACGACGUCGAAGAAGCGAUUCGAGUGUCUCGUCAGGCGGUUGCAGCCACACCUAUUAAUCAUCCUGAUCUUGCAGCGCUUUUCAGUAACCUCGGUAACAACCUAGAAAGUCGAUACGAACGAACAGGAAAGAUAGACGACCUCGAAGAGGCCAUCCAGGUUUCUCGCCAGGCGAUUGCGGCCACACCUAGUGAUCAUCCUCAUCUUGCAGCGUGGUUCAAUAACCUCGGAAACAAGCUGAAAAAACGUUACGAACAAAUAGGACAGAUAGACGACCUCGAAGAGGCGAUCCGGGUGUCUCGUCAGGCGGUUGUGGCCACUCCUAAUGAUCAUCCCGACCUGGCAAUGUGGUUCAAUAACCUCGGGAACAAGCUCGAAAGUCGAUACGAACGAACUAGACAGAUAGGCGACCUCGAAGAGGCGAUCCAGGUGUCUCGCCAGGCGGUUCUGAUUAAACAAGCACCUCCUUUAAAACGGAUUGCUGCUGCUGUUCUAGCCCUUCGCCUCCUGCUCAAGCGAGAAGAUUAUUGUGGCGCUUACACACUAUCUGCUGAAGCUAUCGAUCUCCUACAGCUCGUUCACAAAAGGUCUUUGACCCUACAGGACCGACAAUAUGUCGUCUCACACUUUUCUGGCCUAGCUAUACAGGCCUGCUCCCUUGCACUUCAGACUCGACAACCCCCUUUCCAAGCUCUACGACUGUUAGACAGUGGACGUGGUGUUAUUCUUAGUCUUCUUAUGGAUGACCGGAGUGACACGUCUAAACUAAAAGACGCCCAUCCCGCUUUAUGUGUACAAUACGAAAGCCUUCGCAUUGAGGUGAAUACUCCUCUUGAGAGCACCACAUUCCAGCAGACGGGUGAAUCGAUCUCCAGAAGACGGACAAAGGCUAUCGAGGAGCUCGAAAAAUGUAUACAGGACAUACGACACCUUCCUGGCUUCGACUCCUUUCAACAGGGUCUUACUGCGGAGCAAAUGCAGAAUGCUUCCAUUAAGGGUAGUAUCAUCGUGGUGAACGUCACUAGUCUAAGAAGUGAUGCUAUCAUCAUCUCUGCAUCUGGAUUUAGCCUGGUCCCUCUGCCUCGACUUGAGGCGGUCCAAGCGCAGCGUUGGGUCGACCAGAAGUUGACUUCGGCUGUGAAUAACAAAUCAUACCGCCAAUUUUUAACCUGGCUCUGGCGGGAGUGCGUAAAGCCUGUCCUCACUGAACUCGGUCAUUCAUUUCAGUCAUCUCCAGAGGAUCUGCCAAGGGUCUGGUGGAUCGGCACUGGACUUGCCAGCUCCUUCCCAUUUCACGCUGCGGGUGAUAUCUUUACAGCAGAAAAUACAUUCUGUCGCGUUUUAUCUUCGUAUACCCCUUCGAUCAAGGCACUCUUACAUGCCAGAGAGCGGGUUUCUACCUCUGACCUAUCAAACGAAACCCCUCCAAAGCUACUUAUGGUUACCAUGGCAAACACACCCGGCGCUAAUGACUUACCCGGAGUAAAGGCCGAAACAUCCACGGUCCUCGGAGCACUUGGAAAUUUCGUUCAUGUGGAAGUUCUCGACCAGCCGGACCCCGCAAGCGUUAUUCGCCAGAUUCGCGAAUGCAAUAUUGCCCAUUUCGCUUGCCACGGAACCUCAAACUCCGAUGAUCCCUCUCAAAGUGGCCUUUUACUACAGACUGCCACUGCAGACCCAAGACAGGAAACCCUAACUGUUCUGAAACUCUGCGAAAACCCCCCUACUCUUGGAGAAAUUGCAUACCUCUCUGCAUGCUCGACUGCAGAGAAUCAGGCAAAAGAUCUGAUAGAUGAGGCCCUUCAUGUUGUCAGCGGUUUCCAGGUCGCCGGAUUCCGACACGUCAUUGGGACUUUGUGGCCAUCUGAUGAUAGUGUGUGCGUGGAGGUUGCGAAAUUGUUCUAUGCUGAGCUUUGUCGGAACGGAACUCUAGAGUACAGUGAUAGAGCUGUCGCGAUGGCACUUCAUAAGGCGGUUUCUGACGUUUCGACGAGGGUUGAAUAUCGAAAACGGCCAUUACAUUGGGCACAGUUUGUCCAUUACGGAGCUUGA